CGACAUCACUAAGAAAGGCAUGUCUUCCAAGCCUGGCGUCAAGGAAUACAUUUCUUUGAAGCCUAAAGUCAAGAAAGGCAUCUUUCGAAAGCUUAAAGCCGAGCAAGGCACGCCCCCCGAAUCUGAAGGCAAGACGAGGGUACUUUUCACGAAGUUCCCCAACCUACCUGACGAGUUACAGGUACUGAUUUGGGAGUUCACUAUCGUCGGAGCCGGACCUAGACUUGUUGAAAUCAUCACGCGGCCUUUGGCCAGGAAACAACCCUGCCAGAUGGAAACGGAAGCUGCAGAGAAUGUAACGCCCAAACCGAAAUGGGGUAUUACCUCGGAUUGUCCUGUUCCACUACUGCUGCUGGCUUGUUAUAUGUCCUACGAAAUUGCUUCAAAGCACUACCAGAAAGCUUUCAAACUAGGUGGAUGCCAAAACUUGCGCGAAACUUACUUUAAUUUUGAAAGGGACAUCCUCUACCUGACGGAGAUGGCAUUUCAAAAGCACGAACCCUCCCCUUCUCUCAACUUGAAAUAUCUCAACACAAUCACAGACCUCAGCAAGGUGCAAAAUCUUGCAAUUCUAGCCUCGGAGGGUCGAUCGACCUGGCAUUUGAAAAAGUAUCUGUACUCCCUAUUGAAUUUCUUCAGCGGAAUCCAACACCUCACCCUCGUGGUUGGGUGCCAGCAAAAGGAUCUCGAGAAAUUUUACGGCACACCUCCCUCCGAGUCUGCCUCGGAAAUCGUUCUUUAUAACCAUGAUAUCUUUGAGAACGGCAACUGGGGCAUCGAAGACAGCACAUUCAAACUACCGAAUAAGGGAUCUCCUCGCUGGUGUCGCAAUAUGGUUCGCUCGUUGAAAGAGGAAAUGAAUGAUUUUCAAGAUUACAAAGAGAGGAAAGAUGUAGCAGAUGGGAAAUCGUAUUUCGUCAUUCCGUCGAUCGAUUAUAAGAUCGAGUUGCAAAAAGGCUUGCUGCAGAAGCUUUUGGAUGACAAGGCAGCUCAUGAUGCCAGAAGGGCGACCAGAGGGCCUGCCUACCGGUUGACCGCUGCGGAAUUGCAUUUACAGAACCGUGUCAGCAACACGAGGCACAAGAUCAAAUUUUCUUUCGCCGAUUCUGCUCCUUAGGGGACGGAAAUGGUUGCAGAACCGGAUCCAAU
Molecule: messenger RNA, 1149 nt
Organism: Hyaloscypha bicolor E
Lineage: Eukaryota; Fungi; Ascomycota; Leotiomycetes; Helotiales; Hyaloscyphaceae
Exons: 1
Coding region: 20-1117 (365 amino acids)
Source: RefSeq, a predicted model, not a curated record